AUGGAGAUUUUCCAAGAGCUUCAAAAGAGGGUCCAAAAGCCUUUCUCCUUCUCCUUCUCUAAUCAUAUUCAUUCCUCUUCACAUCUUAGCUCUUAUGCUGCUGCUGCUGGCGAAAAAGUAGCGUCCCAGAUGCCGUACAAUUUGUCUCGUUGGGCUUCGUAUCCUCGUUUGUCAGAACCAUCUCCUGCUUUGAUUACCUUCCUUAAACAUAUCAAAGAUUCCAAGAGUACCGUCUUCUCUAGCUCAGAAGCUCGAAACCUUCUUACCACUGGAAUUUCUUCUGCUUCUGUUUCUCAGCAAUUAUCGAUUAGCUUCUCCUCGAUCUCAGAAGACGCGUCCAUCAAGGAACAAUCUUCACAGACCUCCAAGCAAACAGACAGCCUUAACAGUCUCAAGAUGCCUACCCAAAAGUCUUCCAACGGCCUAGAGACUUCAGUCUCCCCAGAAUCUUCGGAUGAAACAUUCCAGACGGCAAAGUCCGAAGAACAGGCCACUAUCGAUUCUCCAACUCAAGAGACAAAAUCUAGCAACAGUAGCAAGGAAUCAACCCCUACCAGAGAUGCUACCAGCGAUGCUACCGAGAAGCCAAAGUCUACCCAGCAAGUUGAGAUCUUGCAAGUCACCGCUUUCGUCGACAAGCUUCCUGCUACUUCCCUCGAAGGAGCCGAGCCUGUUCCAGCGAUCUUGGGAAGCAAGCACUCUUCCCAUCACAACCUUGGCACCAUCUUCCACGGCAAGGGAGAGCGAUCUGACCCUCCGGUCCCACCAAAGCCCGCCCAAUACGUUCCCACCUCCCACAAAGCCGAUGAGGAGAACCAAAAACAACCUGCCAUUCAAGAGCUGGUUCAAAUACGCCAACCGGCCGAGAGCAGGUCCCCAACCAUGCUCAUCUUCAAGGUUCUGGGCACCAGAACCAACCCAGAUACUCGCGAGUGCGAGUAUCACAUCCUCUAUAACUGGUCAGGGAGCAACCCACGCUUCCCGAACGGCCCUGUGGUCAAGGAGGUCUUCACUUUCGAAGACCUCUUGAUGCACAGGGCCGUCAUUACUCGGCUCCGAGUCUGGCACUCGACUCACAUUGGGGUCAGUAAGGACCCCAGAGUCGAGGAGAUGAAGUACCGCAUGUCUCCGGCGGAGUACACGGAGACCAACAGGUAUCCGUGGCCGCCCUUCGACCCACGCGGCUGGUACUGCUGCCUCAUUUGGGGCAAUUUUGGAUCAGAUACUGACAGCGAGUAA
Messenger RNA from Orbilia oligospora ATCC 24927, 1239 nucleotides. RefSeq lists its product as uncharacterized. The transcript has a single exon. Bases 1 to 1239 code for a protein of 412 amino acids. NCBI's taxonomy places the organism in Eukaryota, Fungi, Ascomycota, Orbiliomycetes, Orbiliales, Orbiliaceae. The record is from RefSeq and is a predicted model, not a curated record.